Molecule: messenger RNA, 2483 nt
Organism: Zea mays
Lineage: Eukaryota; Viridiplantae; Streptophyta; Magnoliopsida; Poales; Poaceae
Exons: 14
Coding region: 575-2176 (533 amino acids)
Biological process (GO): transmembrane transport
Cellular component (GO): membrane
Molecular function (GO): transmembrane transporter activity
Source: RefSeq, marked provisional
GCGCGGAGCGUGUUUUCCUCCCUCCGUUCCGGUGGGGGGUGGCAACUGGCAACGCAAAAGCCUGACUCCAAUCCCAUUGCUGCUGGAAAGCACAAAGCAGCGAUGGUAAAAGAGGAUGAAGGCCAUGGCGACAGAGUGGCCGCCGACGCUCCUUUCCGUGUGGUGUAGGGCUGCAGAUUCCUUCGCGCUCCUCCUGCUCCCAGCGAGGAAAAGAGAGCACGAACUAAACUAGGAACCAUCCCUCCCCGGCAUUCAUUCCCUUGCCCUUUUUUCACCGAAUUGUAGCGGUUGUUGCUUUCCUGUUCAGGUGCCUUGUUCUUGGCCUCCUUCGCACGCAAAGAACCGCCGGUCGUAUUGCUCUCCGCACUCACCCACCGCGCUGCUGCUGCUCGACUGCUCGUGGAAGGGUUCUUAUUGGCCGCCUGUUCCUGCUUUGCGGUUUCUUGCUCUGCUUUUGAGUGGAGCCGCUGUGGAGUGGACGGUGUGGUGUGGUGUGGGUCGGCGGUGAGGUGAAAGGCUUGGUUUCUUUCUUUCUUGCGAGGGAGGAUAAGGGAAAGGGAAGGCGAAGAGGAGGAUGGCCGGAGGAGGGGCGGCGCCGCCGCCGAAGCAGGAGGAGCUGCAGCCGCACCCGGUGAAGGACCAGCUUCCCAGCGUGUCCUACUGCAUCACAAGCCCACCGCCCUGGCCUGAGGCUGUCAUCCUUGGAUUCCAGCACUACAUUGUGAUGCUGGGCACAUCCGUCAUCAUACCAAGUGCUCUUGUUCCCCAGAUGGGAGGAGGAAACGAGGAGAAGGCCAGGGUGAUUCAGACGCUGCUGUUCGUUGCCGGCAUCAACACCCUAUGCCAGUCAUUCUUUGGGACUCGCCUCCCAGCGGUGAUGGGUGGAUCCUACACCAUCGUCGCACCCACCAUUUCCAUCAUCAUGGCCGGCCGUUACAGCAACGAAGCAGACCCUCGUGAGAAAUUCUUGCGGACCAUGCGAGGAACACAAGGCGCUCUCAUCAUCGCGUCGACAAUUCAGAUCGUGCUUGGUUUCAGUGGCCUUUGGCGCAAUGUCGUUAAAUUGCUGAGCCCAUUGUCUGCUGUACCUUUGGUUUCGCUAGCUGGAUUUGGGCUAUAUGAGCUAGGUUUUCCAGGGGUUGCUAAGUGUGUGGAAAUUGGGCUUCCGGAAAUCAUCCUAAUGCUCAUAUUUUCUCAGUACUUACCUCAUGCUGUCCAUGCGGCAAAGCCUGUGUUCGACCGGUUUUCUGUGAUUUUCACAAUUGCGAUUGUAUGGCUGUAUGCGUACAUUCUCACGGUUAGCGGUGCCUACAAGAGUGCCCGAACAAAGACACAACUCCAUUGCCGUGUUGACCGCUCUGGGCUUGUUGGUGGAGCUCCUUGGAUUAGUGUCCCAUAUCCUUUCCAAUGGGGGGCCCCAACAUUUGAUGCUGGUGAAUCAUUUGCAAUGAUGGUGGCCGCAUUUGUUGCUCUUGUUGAGUCAUCUGGGGCCUUCAUUGCUGUGUCAAGAUAUGCAAGCGCGACUAUGAUACCUCCUUCAGUUCUUGGUCGUGGCAUUGGUUGGCAGGGCAUCGGUACUUUACUGGGUGCGUUUUUUGGGACAGCUAAUGGAACUGCAGUGUCAGUUGAGAAUGCUGGUCUGCUUGCUUUGACACAUGUUGGCAGCCGGAGAGUAGUCCAGAUAUCUGCAGGCUUCAUGAUCUUCUUCUCUGUCCUUGGGAAAUUCGGGGCGAUCUUUGCUUCAAUCCCACUGCCGAUAUUCGCUGCCCUGUAUUGCAUUCUCUUUGCAUACAUUGGUGCUUGUGGCCUGAGCUUCCUUCAGUUCUGCAACCUGAACAGCUUCAGGACCAAGUUCAUCAUGGGGUUCUCCUUGUUCAUGGGCCUGUCAGUACCCCAAUACUUCAACGAGUACACGUCCGUGGCUGGCUAUGGCCCCGUGCACACCGGCGCCCGAUGGUUCAACGACAUGAUCAACGUGCCCUUCUCGUCGAAGCCGUUCGUGGCUGUGCUGGUGGCCUUCUUACUGGACAACACGAUCCAGGUGCGUGACAGCGGCGUGAGGAGGGACAGGGGCUACCACUGGUGGGACAAGUUCCGGAGCUUCAAGACGGACAGCCGCAGCGAGGAGUUCUACUCGCUGCCCUUCAACCUCAACAAGUUUUUCCCUUCCGUCUGAUCCUGCAGGGUCUGCACACUCUUCCUCGCAGCCGCAGUAGCCCUGACUGGAGUCAGGCAAGAAAUGAUCCUAUGCAGAUGAUGCUGGAGCAUGGACUGAUGGCGUUUUGUACAUUCAGGGGUGAACUGAACUGUGCAGGUUGCAGGGGAUAGUGCUCUGGGUAGCAUCAGUAUUCCCUAGUAACCGAAAUUGAAAAGGCCGCCUGUUAAACUUCUGCAAACACUAGCAUGAUUACGUCUCCUAGUGCUACUGUUGUUUAGAUUGGAAAACAUGGAACUCAACCGUAAGCAUAGAUUUACCUUGAAGC